Molecule: messenger RNA, 1224 nt
Organism: Gadus chalcogrammus (walleye pollock)
Lineage: Eukaryota; Metazoa; Chordata; Actinopteri; Gadiformes; Gadidae
Gene: lhx1a
Product: LIM homeobox 1a
Exons: 5
Coding region: 1-1224 (407 amino acids)
Biological process (GO): neuron differentiation; regulation of transcription by RNA polymerase II
Cellular component (GO): nucleus
Molecular function (GO): DNA-binding transcription factor activity, RNA polymerase II-specific; RNA polymerase II transcription regulatory region sequence-specific DNA binding
Source: RefSeq, a predicted model, not a curated record
AUGGUACACUGCGCUGGGUGCGAGAGGCCUAUUCUGGACCGGUUUCUCCUCAAUGUUUUGGACAGAGCGUGGCACGUCAAGUGCGUUCAGUGCUGCGAAUGUAAAUGCAACUUGACUGAGAAAUGCUUUUCCCGAGAGGGAAAACUGUACUGCAAAAACGACUUCUUUAGAAGGUUUGGCACAAAGUGCGCUGGGUGUUCCCAAGGCAUCUCACCUAACGACCUGGUCCGGAGGGCGAGGAGCAAAGUGUUUCACCUCAACUGUUUCACCUGCAUGAUGUGCAAUAAGCAGCUAUCAACCGGAGAAGAGCUCUACAUUAUAGAUGAAAACAAAUUCGUUUGUAAGGAAGAUUACCUAAACAACGCGAGCGUUAAAGACACCAACCUUCUCUCAGUAACGGCCUGCAGCGAUCCGAGUCUAUCGCCGGAUUCUCAAGAUCAGUUACAGGACGACGUCAAUCUAAAGGACUCAGAAAUAGCAGCUUUGUCUGACAAAGAAACGGGUAAUAACGAAAAUGACGACCAGAACCUCGGCGGUAAGCGACGCGGACCUCGGACCACCAUCAAGGCCAAGCAGCUGGAGACACUGAAGGCGGCGUUCGCGGCCACGCCGAAGCCCACCCGACACAUCAGGGAGCAGCUGGCCCAGGAGACGGGGCUGAACAUGAGGGUCAUUCAGGUAUGGUUCCAGAACAGGCGCUCCAAAGAGAGGCGCAUGAAGCAGCUGAGCGCGCUGGGCGCGAGGAGACACGCGUUCUUCAGGAGCCCGAGGCGUAUGAGGACGUUAGUGGACAGGCUCGAGCCCGGCGAGCUCAUUCCGAACGGCCCCUUCUCUUAUUACGGAGAUUAUCAAAGCGAGUACUACGGGCCAGGAGGAAACUACGACUUCUUCCCUCAAGGGCCCCCGUCGUCCCAGGCCCAGACCCCGGUGGACCUCGCCUUCGUGCCCUCCUCGGGCCCCACGGGGACCCCACUGGGGGGCAUGGAGCACCCCCUUCCCGGACACCACCCCUCCAGUGAGGUGCAGCGCUUCUCGGACAUCAUGUCCCACCACCCCGGGGACUCCCCCAGCCCGGAGCCCGGUAUCCCGGGGGCCAUGCACGGCCUCUCCUCCGAGGUGUUCGGCCCCAGCCCCCCCUUCACCUCGCUCUCGCUCAACGGCAGCGGAUACAACAGCCACCUGUCCCACGCGCCCUCAGAAAUGAACGAGGGCACGGUGUGGUAG